AUGGUUUCUACAUCUACUUCCGAGUCUGUCUCGUUCUUAUCACAACUAUCACUGGACCUUUGUGCUUCCAUCUUACUUGCAUCAGAAAGCAAGCAUGUCAUCUCUUCAAUUGGAUGGUCAGUCGGCAGCUGCAUAGAUUGUCUAACUCUUUCACCCGGCAACAGAGACACUGAUCCCCCGGCCGAGGAAGAGAUUAACAAGUUAGAGGAAUGUUGUCCUGAAGCUGAGUCCAGGCUCACCGGCUGUAGCGGUAACGGUGGCGGCAACAAUGAUCGCAACGGUGUUGCUUGGGGUCUAAUCAUCCUGUCUGCAGACAAAAUGAACGGCCAGGUCUGA
Messenger RNA from Protopolystoma xenopodis, 336 nucleotides. NCBI's taxonomy places the organism in Eukaryota, Metazoa, Platyhelminthes, Monogenea, Polystomatidea, Polystomatidae. The record is from the annotation of a GenBank genome assembly.